Molecule: messenger RNA, 1047 nt
Organism: Lasiosphaeria miniovina
Lineage: Eukaryota; Fungi; Ascomycota; Sordariomycetes; Sordariales; Lasiosphaeriaceae
Exons: 3
Coding region: 1-1047 (348 amino acids)
Molecular function (GO): oxidoreductase activity, acting on the CH-OH group of donors, NAD or NADP as acceptor
Source: RefSeq, a predicted model, not a curated record
AUGUCUUCAAGCAAGGGCCUUGUCCUUGUCAGUGGCGCCAACAGUUUCGUCGGCGGUGCAGCUAUCGAAGCCCUUCUCAAAGCUGGGUACUCAGUCCGAGGAACCGUGCGGUCCAAGGCCAGCGGCGACCCCCUGAUUGAGGCUCUUCCAGAGUACGCCGACAAGAUUGAGAUCGUCCAAGUCGCGGAUAUCACAGCUGCAGGCGCAUUUGACGAGGCUGUCCAAGGAGUCGAUGCCGUGGCCCACAUAGCCGCACCGGUCGCGCUGAACUUUGACGACCCCGAGCCUGUCAUGACGGCCGCCAUCGAAGGCAUCAAGCGGAUACUCGAGUCCGCCCACGCAACACCCAGCGUCAAGAGCUUCGUCUUCAUGUCCUCGGUUGUCGCCAUCCUGAGCCCCAAAGAGGGCGACGAGAUUGUCUACACCGAGGCCGACUGGAACACGGCUUCCCUGGACACUCUGGCUGAGCAGGGCAAGAACACGCCCGGCCACAUCAUCUACUACGCGAGCAAGACGGCGGCCGAGCAGGCGCUCUGGGCGUUCCGCGACAAGCAGCACCCCAAGUUCUCCGUCACGGCCCUCAACCCUUGCUUCGUAACCGGCCCGCCCGUCGUGGUGCCUAAAUCGCCGUCGGGGAUCAACUUCACGUCCAGGACCAUCUGGGACGUGCUGGCGGGCGUGCCGCUGGCCGAGGCCGGGCUGGCGGGGCUGUUCCACGGCUUCGUCGACGUGCGCGACGUGGGGCGCAUGGUGGCGUUCAGCGUCGCGCACCCAGAGAAGACGGACGGCGAGCGCUUCCUGUUAGCCUCGCACUACGGGCCCGCGCAGUCCAUUGCCGACAUCCUACGCAGGCAGUACCCCGAGCGCGCGGCUAUCAUCCACGAGGGCACCCCCGGCGAGGGCUACUUCCUGCCCGGGUAUAUCUACCCCAAGGGCUUCCGCCAGGACGGCACAAAGGCUACCAGGGUUUCUGGUCAGGACUAUAUCCCCUGGGAGAAGACGGUCGUGGACAUGGCGGAGAAGCUGAAGCCGCUGCUCACGAACUGA